This is a messenger RNA of Dermacentor silvarum, 2190 nucleotides long. Its product is annotated as monocarboxylate transporter 4-like. NCBI's taxonomy places the organism in Eukaryota, Metazoa, Arthropoda, Arachnida, Ixodida, Ixodidae. Gene Ontology annotation, biological process: transmembrane transport. The transcript is spliced from 5 exons. Gene Ontology annotation, molecular function: monocarboxylic acid transmembrane transporter activity. The record is from RefSeq and is a predicted model, not a curated record. Bases 84 to 1583 code for a protein of 499 amino acids.
UGGAGCUCCGACUAGCACAGAACAAACUCCAUUGGUGCUUUAAGGCCUCACAGCCCGCGCUUCCACUGACCGCAUUGGUUGGUAUGACGGAGGUUAGACGACUGUGUCCUGGUUCAUGCGAAUCCUCUCUGCCUCAACAUCCUAAAUAUGGUUCUCAGAUGCAGAAUGGCACAAGUGGACGGCGGCGUUAUGUGGAAUUGGACACGUGCUGGGGUGUACCUGUAGCCACUGCCUGCAUCACCUUCCUCUCGUGCAUAGCCUCAUCCAGCUAUGGGUACCUAUACGUCCUGUUUAUGGAAAAGCAUCAUGUUGGGCGCGAGCAAGCUGCCUGGCCACAGAGCGCACUCGUCAUCUCUGGCGGAUGCGCGGGCCUUCUUGUCAGCGUCGUGCAAAAGAAGUUCUCCAUCUACCAGAUAACCCUUCUAGGUGGAAUCAUGGCUUCUGCAGGCGUCGUGGCAUCUAGCUUCGCACCAAAUAUUGCUUGGCUUUCUCUGACCUUUGGAGUGAUACAAGGAGCCGGUAUCGGCACCACACUGCUCGGCGUCGCCAUGUACUUGCUUCUCUAUUUUGACAAGUACAAGGCCACUGUCACCGCCAUCAAAGAUGUGGGCACGGUCGCAGCCGGUGUAGCAGGCGUUCCCUGGACAUCGCUUUUCGUGAAGGAAUACGGUUUGCAAGGCAGCCUUCUUCUCACGGGUGGUUUCAUGAUACACAUAGUGCCACUAGUCAUGCUAAUUAAGACACCUCGCCCUUUACAAAUCUGCCAAGGCAAGAAGGAUAUUACUAUAACCAUGAGCGCACAGGAAGCUAAUGCAGAUACCGCUCCCACCGAGAAAAUAGCGACGGAAUUGGUCAGGCAAAAGGAACAGUUUGUGCCUUCUCCAAAUAAGAAACACCUGACGUCCUCAAGCUCUCCUCCCAGGGUGUUCACAGUGUUUAAGUGGUUCCCUUUUUUUGUAUUGGUGCUGCUGCAAGUCAUCGCGGACUACACCUUUUCAACGUUCAUGACCACCAUAGUCGAUUACGCUGGAGACAAGGGAGCAGAGCUCGAGCGCGCCAAGACAAUUAUUAUGUUCACUGCUCUGGGACAGGCUCUGGGGCGGGUGGUUGUGCCCUUGGCGUCGGACAAAAUUUCUUUCAGCCGCUCUCCCAUUGCCGUUGCAUGCCUUCUUGUGACGGCUGUGUGUCUUGCCGUCAUUACGUCUGUCUCAGCUUUUGAGGAAAUUGCAGCACUUGCUUGUCUGGCAGGCGUGGCCCAAGGCUAUAUCCAGUGUAUAAGACCGGUUCUGGUCGCCGACCACGUCGGCAUGGAUCGCUUCAGCUUAUGUUGUGGAAUCGGAGGACUCGUCGGCGCGCCCGUGUGCCUCUCUGGCCCAGCAAUCCUUGGUUUUUUCCGGGACAACCGCGGCUCCUACGACAGGCUCUAUUUCAUGAUUGCUGGACUAAAUCUCGGGGUAGGCAUGGUACUUUCAGUGCUAGUGUUUCAAGCCUUGCUUCAGCGGCCAUGUUGUCCCCCAAAGAAUUUGUCUCCUGUGUCAUCGCUGGAGACAACACAGACGGAAGAGACCAGUGCAUCUGAAUAAUAAUCUCACAUCGUGUAUGUAUCAUUAUAUGCAAUGAGCAGUGACCAAUAACGUUCUUGCCACUCAACUCGACAGCCGUCAACGACGACUAUUCCGGAUAGUACAUGGUUUCGUUCAUGUAGCACACGCGACUGGAGAGUCCUGUCAGUGCUUGGACGCUUCGCCCGGCAGAGCUCCGCUGAACUUCACCAAUAUCAGACCUCGAAUUUUAUUCCAUUUCUCAGUAUGACCUCCAUGAACGAGUGGUUCACGAUCAAUGGGAAGCUUGCCAACUGACGACCUCGUAGAGUUGAAAACAAUCAUGCGAGUUGAACACACAUGUUGAAACCUACCUGAAGCAAAGCAUUCGUGAAAUAACUAAUUUAAAAUAAAUACGCGCAUAUUCACGCAAACUUUGUAUACACCACACCGGCCACCACUUCAAUGCCAUAUAAUGUAUAAUUUUAUCCGUUACACUGUUCGCAAGCUAUGUCAAAAUGCCAAGAGCAGUUCAUAGAACUGCAGACUUUGAAGUAACGUCGCGGUGACGACCGGAGGAUGAAGACAAUGCUUUGUGUUUUUCACACGAAGAAUGGGGAAAAGGUGAAUAGGCAGAGAUGUCUACGGU